Molecule: messenger RNA, 3592 nt
Organism: Oldenlandia corymbosa var. corymbosa
Lineage: Eukaryota; Viridiplantae; Streptophyta; Magnoliopsida; Gentianales; Rubiaceae
Source: the annotation of a GenBank genome assembly
AACCAAAUGCCAAAAUCCAAAUUGAAUUAUUACCACUCUGCUCCAUUUUUCUACUUCUUCUACUGCUACUUCUCCAAAUCCAAUUAAUUAAUCUACCUUUUCAGACACACUCUCAAGUACUCAAUCACACACACACACACCCAAAUUCAAUUUCCAAAUCCAAUCAACAUCAUCACUAAUCUUCCACUCCCACUCCACUCAAUUUCAUCUCCGACAGCCCCAGAUUCUGCAUUCUCUCAUGCAGAUGUAGAUCUCUUCCUAAUUUUUCACACACACACACACACACGCACACACCCACUCUUACCGUGUGACAAAGCAACAGUCCCCACAAGCCCAGAUUCCAUUUCCAGCUGCAUUUACUUCCUCUGUUCUGAAUUUUUUUUCUUCUCAAUUCCAGAAGGAAAAAAAAUGCUACCUUUUUCCCUUUUCUUCCUUCUUCUUCCUCUGUUCCUUACAUCUGCAUUAUCUUCCUCCACCCUCCAGGUUAACCGGCGGAUUCUUCAUCAGCCCUUUUUCCCACAGGACUCCUUGCCUCCAUCUCAGCCUCCUAAUCCAUCUCCACCGGCACCGGCCACCGCCGACAUCCCAUUUACCCCGGCCAACAACUCAAACAACGCCCCUUUCUUCCCACUCUACCCUUCCCCUCCGCCUCCUCCGGCAGCUUCCGUCGCCUCCUUUCCUGCUAAUAUCUCCUCCAUUACCAUUCCCGACUCUCCCAAAUCCAAACGUGCAUCUUCCAAGCUUGUUGCUGGCGCCAUCGCCGCCGUGCUUGCCGCCGUCAUUGUUUUAGCGGUUGUCGUGUUUCUACACAUCCGCCGGCGGCGGCGGAGGGGGACGAGUUCCAGCAGCGACACUAAAACUCAGAGAUCGGAUACCAGCGGCCGGCCCAGCCACGCCAAUAACGGAAACGUACCGAAGCUUCAGAGGCCGUCGCAAACGAGCUCGGAGUUUCUGUACUUGGGCACUUUGGUUAAUACACAUGGAGCCAUUGACAAUAGCGUUAUGCAGCAACAACACCCGCGUGGCAGUAGCACCGGUGGCGAGAGCAGUGCAGCGAAUUCGAGAAAAUUCGACUCGCCGGAGCUCCGCCCUUUGCCGCCGCUUUAUGGACACAACACUGUUAGGCGAAAUUACGGUAAUGGCGAUGUGGGGUCCGCCACUACGGAAGAGGGUGAUGAGUUUUACUCGCCCAGGGGGUCUUUAGGUGGUCGAGAGAGCUCGAUUGGGACUGGAUCGGCGUCCCGGAGAGGGUUCCCUCCGGUAGAGGCGGAGACCUUGGGUCACUCUAGCUCUACUUCGUCUUCGUCUUCCAGUACUGGAUCAGAUUCUCCGGUGAGGUCCGUUUCUCCCAGCAUUUCCCCUCCGGCUAGUUUAAGUCCGAAAGUCUCCCGACCCAAGUCGCCGGAAUUAGUCGCUCUCGAGACUGUGCCUCAUCACGGAUCAUCUCCUCCUACGUUGUCAUUCUUUGACGUUCAAUUGGGUCAACAGAGAUUAUCUAAAUCGCCAUCGCCGACAAUUUCACGAUCGCCUUCACCGUCGCCGCCACGUUCACCAUCGCCGGGGAGAAUUUAUAAUAGAAGCAAAGAGUCAUCACCCAGAAUUUCAAAUGCUUCUGAUCAUAAUCCGGAGUCUCCAGUGAUUAUUCCCAGACUUGCUGAUCAACAUGUGGCAGCUCCGGUUCCGCCUGUUUCAAUUCCUCCUCCACCUCCGCCUCCUCCGCCACCGAGUAAGUACUGGGAAAGUCCCAGAACACCAUCUUCUGCAGCUAGCAAGAUAAUAACUCAGCCCCCUGCUUUAGUAACACCAUUAAGGCCUAUGUCUUUAGAGAGCCCAACAAUGAUAUCACCAAUGCAACUGCCUGGAAAUGCCGAACAAGUUGAGAAGGAUGAGGAUACUUUUGAAUUGAGACACAUAUCCAAAGAGAACGUCCAACAAGCCGAGGAGGGUCUCAAACCCCAGUUGAAGCCACUGCAUUGGGACAAAGUAAGAGCAAGUUCUGAUCGAGAAAUGGUGUGGGAUCAACUGCAGUCGAGUUCAUUCAAGUUGAAUGAGGAGAUGAUUGAGACAUUGUUUCUGAAGAUUCCUCCUCCAGCUCCUAAGGAAACAAUCCGAAAGCCAGUUCUUCCUUCCACAACCCAAGAAAACAGGGUUCUUGAUCCCAAAAAGUCCCAGAACAUUGCUAUCUCGCUGAGAGCCCUGAAUGUGACCGUGGAUGAAGUUUGUGAAGCCCUAAUUGAAGGCAAUGUAGAUACACUUGGAACUGAACUCCUUGAGAGUCUAUUGAAAAUGGCCCCCACUAAAGAAGAGGAGCGUAAAUUGAAAGAGUACAAAGAUGAUUCUCCAUUUAAGCUUGGACCAGCAGAAAAAUUUUUGAAGGCAGUUCUGGAUAUACCUUUUGCAUUUAAAAGAGUAGAUGCAAUGCUCUAUGUAGCCAAUUUUGAAUCUGAGAUUGACUACCUCAGAAAAUCAUUUGACACAUUAGAGGCUGCUUGUGAGGAACUAAGGAGUAGCAGGAUGUUCUUGAAAUUAUUAGAAGCAGUGUUGAAGACAGGAAACCGCAUGAAUGUUGGAACAAACCGAGGUGAUGCACGUGCAUUCAAGCUUGACACUCUCCUCAAGCUUGUGGAUGUGAAGGGAACCGAUGGAAAGACAACUCUUUUGCAUUUUGUUGUUCAGGAGAUAAUAAGAAGUGAGGGCGCCCGUCUUUCUAACCAAAACCAGGGUUACAUGGUCGAUGACGUCAAGUGUCGCAAGCUUGGGCUUCAGGUUGUAUCCGGGCUCAGUUCAGAACUCGCAAAUGUCAAGAAAGCUGCUGCAAUGGAAUCUGAAGUUCUCCAUGGUGAAGUUUUGAAGCUCGCUAGUGGAAUUGGGAAGAUUGCAGAAGUUGUGAGGUCAAUUGAAGCAGGAUCAGAGGAAAGCAGCAGUGAUAAGUUUUGUGAAACAACGUGGAGCUUUUUGAAGAUGGCUGAAGAGGAGAUUAUAAGGAUUCAAGCCCAAGAAAGUGUUGCAUUGACCCUAGUAAAGGAGAUCACAGAAUACUUCCAUGGAAACUCAGCUAAAGAAGAAGCUCAUCCAUUCAGAAUAUUUUUGGUGGUAAGAGAUUUCCUGACUAUUCUUGAUCGGGUUUGCAAGGAAGUUGGAAUGAUUAAUGAGCACACUAUAGUUAGCUCAGCUCACAAAUUUCCAGUUCCAGUGAACCCAAAUCUACAGCCAAUAUCCAGUGUAUUCCCUGGAAGGCUACAAAGCAGUUCUUCAGACGAAGAUAGCUCCUCGGCAUAGUUUAGGAUAGUGGCCAGGCGAAAUAAUUUAGGUAUUUUUGUAUGUAAGUCAUAAUGUAUAACAAUUCUAUAAACUGUUAGUCCAGUAGAUAUAUAAUAUACGUGUAGAGAGGAGAUCUUCUCUUUACAGGAAUGAACAAGUAGCUGUAGACCUCGGAAGCUUUGAAGAGCUUUUCUAAAUAAAUACACAUAAAUUAAGGAGUAUCUUUUGGUAUUAUUUUUUAUUCGGAAAUGAGACAAUGGCGAAAGCGCUUCAGAUGUUUGAUUCAUUUCCUUCAUAAUUACCUAUAAAUUUUAACUCAAAUUACUCAGAG